GAGAUACAUAUAAUUUUCUUAAGAAGUGAAAAUACACAGUGAUAAAACAAUAUGAGUAUCUCCGAUGCUUCGGGGACUACUUCGGAAUAUAUGCAAAUAAAACGAACAGAAUUGAAAAACUUUUUUAAAGACGCUAAGUUUUCCGAUGAACAAAUAGAUAAACUGAUUGAAAAUGAAUUGAAACUAUUGGAGGACAUAGAAGAUAGACCUUACAUAGCAGCUUCAUGUUGUGGAGAAAUAAAAUCAGAAUAUGAGGUAAUGACAGGUCAACCAUUUAGUGAAGUAAAGGAGUCGAACAAGCCAUUCACUUCAGAUGAGAUAAUAGACAUGCUAAAAAGCAAUCCUAUAAUAACUGAGAAAGCAAGACAAAUACAAAUUAUCAGAAAGUCUUUAGAUCGUAAUGAUAUUGCUAUACCUCUGGAUCAGAUUAAUAUACCAACAUACAGAAAUAUUGCAGAUGAAAUGGUUUCAGCUGACGGUAAUAAAGAAAUUUUAAACAAAAUAAAUUAUGAAAAUAUGCAAGCGUUAAUAGAAUCUGUUGAUAAUUACAAAAAUAUAGAUUCUAAAAAUAUAGAGAUAACACACGAUGAAUCUGAUAAUAAUGAUUAUGAUUAUACCGAUGAUGAAUUCCAGGCAAUAGAGAAGGUAGUCAGUCAAUACACAAAUAAAUCAUAUGAGACUAGAUAUCAAGAAACAAAAGAAAUGCUUUCGAAGUUAGCUGACAAAUACGACAAUUCAGAGAUGACAAAUGAAAUAGAGGAAAAUCAAAUAACAAAUCACGAUAUUGUUUUAAAAGAAUCUUCUGUACAUUUUAUCAAAGGUCAAAUAAGAAAAUCAGCUUUUGAUGAAAUUAAAGAAAAUUAUUCCGUAAAUGUAGCAAUGAAUAUACCUUUAAUAGGUAAUCCCGUUAUUUCCAGUUUUAGUGGCGGUACAGAAGAACAGGAACAUGAGAAAAAAAAGAAAAAAAAAGAAAUAUAUGACGUAGAAGAGGUCUUUCCAAAGAGCUUUGAAGCAAGAUUAAAAGACACUGAGAAGACUUUACGCCAUAUUAACUCUAUUUUAAACAAUGGUCCUGAAGUAACACGAAAUAAUACAAGUGAAUUUAAAAAUGAAAUAGAAGAAAAAGAAAAAAUAGUAGAAGAUGUUACGAUGCCAAUAGAUAUAAAUAGCAACACAGAUAAAAUAAAUGAAUGUACCCAGAAAUUUGAUGAAAGAAUGGAAGAAACUCUACACAAUGCCUUAUCUAAUAUAUUUGAAAUAACUGAUAAUGGCAACAAAGAUAAUAAACAACUGGAAUACAAUGAAAUGAAGAACCUAGCACGUAAUAUCGUAGAAGGCGCUGAAAAUUUAAGCACAUUAAUUCGUGAAGAUAUAACCAACAAAUUAAAUAGUAUGAAUGAAUUAUUAAACGAUGUAAAUGAAGCUUUGGAAGAUUCACGGAAAUCAAAUAUUGCUUAUCAAAAAAUUAAAGAAGAAGGUGAAAUACAAAGAAAAGCAAUAGAUAGUAUAAAAACAAAGAAACCAACUUACAAUGAAACUGAAUUUCUUUUUAAAGAUAUAGUCGAUAUACAAGACGAUAAGAAAAUUAAAAAUGCCAUUGUUUCUGAUUCACACAUAGAUGAUAUAAAUACUUCUAUAAAAAAAUUAAAUGUUGAAUUAAAAUGCCAUGAAGAUAGAAUUAACAAAAGUAAAGUCAAUUAUGAAUUAAGAAAUAAUGAAUGUAAAGUAUUUAUUAAAGAAGUUGAUGAUAUAUUGCAAAAAUCACAUGGUAUUUUACAUCCAGUAAAAGAAGCAACCGCUGAACUUCCCCUGGUAGAUUCCAAUGACAACAGCAAAAAUACAUCUAUAGUUGACGAUAAUAAACAAGCAGAAACAAGAGAUAAAUCGAAUGUAAUAAUACGACAAGAAUUAUGGGAUAUUGAUUUACAAUAUAAAGAUGAUAGAAAUAAGAAGCUGGACGAGUUUAAGAAACAGGAAUUAGAGAGAAACAAGAGAAUAAAUGAUUUGCUUUUUGAUAUAAAAGACAAAAUGAAGGACAAUAAGGAAGUUCUUAGAUUAGCAAACAAUUUAUUGAGAAGAGAGGAAUCUAGAAAGAAAGUUUUAAACAAUAACACGUGUAAAGUCCGUGAAUUAUCAUCUGUUGAAAUAGAUAUAGAAGCUAAAGGUAAUGUACGAAAACAUGAAAAUAAUACAUCAGCUGACGAACCUAAAUGUACAACGAUUUCAGAAAAUAAUAUCACCAAUACUUUCAAAGUGACCACAAAUCCUGAAGAAGAAAGAAAGAAAAAGCAAGAAGAAGAGAAAGAGAAAGAGAAGCAGAGGCAGCGCGAGUUUCAAUUAAAGUUGGAAAAAGAGAUGGAAGAGAUGAACAAGGGCCCGAGGAUGACUAAAGAGUUUAUAAAGAACCACUGUAGACAACAUAAAUUAUACUGCACUCCAUAUUUGAAUGACAUACUAUAUUUGCAUUUUAAGGGUUUCGCCAAAAUAGAAAAUCUCGAAGAGUAUACAGGACUUAAAUGUAUAUUCCUCGAAAAUAAUGGGAUCCAAAGAAUCGAAGGUCUAGACACUCUCGCAGAACUAAAGUGUCUCUAUUUACAUUACAACGUUGUGAGGAAGAUAGAGAAUCUCCAAGGAUGCCCUAAACUGGAUACAUUGAAUUUAGAUCAUAAUUUUAUUCCAAGGAUCGAAAAUUUAGGCGUGGUCCCUGACUUGCAUACUUUGAGCAUUGCUCAUAAUAUGUUGACUUCUGUUGAUGAUCUCCAGCACUUGAGGACAUGCAAUAAUCUCUCCGUAUUAGAUCUGUCGUACAACAGAAUCGAAGAUCCACUAAUUGUAGAUGUAUUGGCGGAUAUGGCUACAUUGAAAGUUUUGGUGUUAACCGGCAAUCCAGUAGUGCGCAACAUUCCUGCAUACCGCAAAACUCUGACACUGCGUAUCAAAGACCUACAGAAUCUUGAUAAUAGACCAGUAUUUCCUCGGGACAGAGCCUGCGCGGAGGCAUGGAAACGUGGCGGUGUGCAGGAAGAGAUUGCAGAGAGGAAACGUUGGAUAGCACGAGAUCAAGAGAAAGUAAUGCAAAGCGUCCGUUACCUUAUACGUAUGAGAGAUGAGAAGAAAGCAGCAAGAGAAGCAAAAGAAAAGGAAGAGAGAGAGAAAUUAGGUCUUCCGUCUAAGGAAGAAGAUUUAACACAAGAAACUAAUGUAGAGAAUUUAACAGAAACCAAUUUAACUAAAGAAAUAGAAGAACCUUUGACUUUAGAAGAUAAAUAUGGACCCGUAGAGGUGAAGACCAAGGAUGGAGUAGCUGUUGACAUGCUUACUGGUUCUGAGGAAGAAGAUACUACAAGCGAAGAAAGCAGCGAUGAAGAUGAUGGCAAGAAGGAUGAAACAUCGACAGGUGUAAUAGAAUGGUCCCAGCUGGAAUCUGGUAGGCGCUUAGUUCAGGAAAUAAAAGAUCAGCCAGAAUCCCAGCCUGCUGAGGAUUACUGGUAUGGAUAUAGAGGAAAUCAUAAGGAAGGCAAAAGUGGCGAUAACUUUGCUUCUGAAUUUCAAGCAAUUGACAAGUUAUUAUUUGAUCAAACUCCACAUAACGACAGACAGAGAGUAACUGAGAUUUUGAAAGAAUCAAAACAGUCUAAAAGUAAAGUUAUAGUAACAGAGAUAGGUAAAGAAGAUACAGCAUCCAGCGUCUUUAAAAGACCUAUGAUAGAGAUUAUUGACACCGAAAAAUCGAGGGAAGGGGAGACAAAACAAGAUAAUAAACUCAUUACAAACACUAUAAAUGAAGAAAUCGAAUCAAAGGAUAUAGACAUAAAGCCACUGAAAAAAGUGUCCAUAAUAGAGGUUCAAAAAAUUAAACAUGAUAUUUCUAAUACAGAAGUAACACUUACGAAUGGCGAUAAAGUAAGUAAUGAUGAAGUUAAAGAGAUUUAUGAUAAAAAACAAGAAAUUGAAAGUAAAUCGAGUUGCUCUAAAUUAGAAGCUCCUGAUGCCCGGCGAACAGUACAAAACAAUGAAGGAGACGGAGUUGCUCUUAUAAACUAUAUACAACAACUGAACUCCGAUGAAAUCGAUGAUGACGACUUGAAGCCCAGUAACGAAGAUUUAGAGAUAUUUGCAGAACUGGAAAGAGAACAGGAGGAGCGCCAAGCCAGAAUUGAUAGGGGAGAGCCAGCUGUUGAUCCAAUGAAACUAUAUGAUAAGAAGACAAUGGAUGUAUUCUAUAAGGCAGAAGAACGAUUGUCGGCUCAUGAAAUUAAAGAGAAGACUGAAUAUACGACCUAUAGACAUAAUAACGCAUUCGAUAAAAUUGCCUUUAGCCAGCUUACUGGUGGCGAAAAGCCUGAUGAGAGUAAAGUAAAGCUGACACAUGUUCCUGGAGCGAUACUGUAUCAGUAUGUAGACAAUCAAGCGCUCAGUACAGAGAUACAAUAUGAAAUUGGCGAGGAAGUAAUAGCAUCAUCUACUGCAGAUACAGAAUCAAUACAUACAUUAAGCGAGGGAACUAGCGAGGAGGAAAUUGAAUUAACAGUACAUAAUAUCAACAAUACAUCAUACAAACCAAGUACUGCAUCAAGUAAAAUCAAGAAAAACUUGAAACAUAAAGAAAAGUUAACUGAAACAGUUAAGGAUAAUGCAAAUGGAACAACAGUAAAAGAUAAUGGAACUACUAGUACACAAUUCAACAACCGUGAGUUUAAUACUGUAAAACAAUGCGCCAAUGAUCUAAAUACAACAAAUAAAGCCAACAAUGAGAACGUAGAUGGGCAUUCCAAAAAAGAUAUUAUUGUAGAAGUUAAUGCAAACACGUUAAUGAAAAAUACUGAGACCGAAAGAUUUGAAAAAACUGAAGCUGUAAACAACGAUUUAUGUCUACCGUCACGUUCGUCAUUAAUGGACGUAGAACGAAGUGAAGCCAAGAGGUCUAUAAUCAACACCAUCAAUUCGUAUGAAGACGAUAGGUACCCUUCUCAAGGAGUGAACUAUUCUGAUCCAAGACAAAAUGCUCGGGUCGAAGACUCCGUUGCUACUGAGAUCUUAGAGCGGACGCUGCAGUACGAAGAACGGGAGAUGUAUCGACAGUUCGAUGUGCUAAACAGCCACGCAGGGAAGAUAGAUAACAAGACUAAUGCUAUCAUAGAGCACAUAUCUGGACAUUUGGAGAAUGAAUACACUUUACCAGAAGUAUCUCGUAUAUUGGAAGUACAUAUGGAGGUAGCUGAACAAAGAUGGCGGGCUGGUGAAUUCGUUCGUUACGUCCCGUCUCCGCCAGGUUCUAUCAUAGAUGAAAACGAGGCUACCCUCGUACCAAGUCACGAUACUUCUUUUGAAGAUACUUUGACUGAAGACGCCGCCAACAAAAUAAAUGAAGAUGCAAAAUUGAUAACAAUCAACGAAGAUGAAGUGGUAAUGAGAUGUGACGGCAAUGACUCAGGCAUAUGUAUCAGUAAUGAAUCGAUUCUUGGAGUCGAUAAGUCUAAUAAAUGCGAUUCCAAAGAAAAUGAAUCGGUUGAUAAAGGAAACGAUUGUUUGAACGUCUCGGGAGAUGACGUUUUUGAAGAUUGUGUCGAUAAUGAUUUUGAUAAAAAUCGAGAAUUCGGUAGAAAAGAUGAAACAUAUUCACUUGAAAUGAAGUUGGCCUUAGGUAUUGGUGAUGGAAAUUGCCAGUGAAUUUAAAAACGUACCUGAUAAUAUUAGUAAUUUAACGCGUUUAUGCAGUAAAAUAUUAUUAUUUAAACAUGGGAAGUAUGUUGAAUUUUAUUUCAUACUUUAAAUAAUGUAGUAGCAAUAAUUUAAUUGCGAUUAUAUUAUAUUUAUUUAGUUUUAACUAUUAUUAAAAAUAGUUAAACUUCACUAAUAGUCUAUUAUUACUACGUAACUACGUAAUAAUUGUAAAGUUUGUUAGUACACAACUCUGCGUUAAUCACCAGUCACAAAUCGGCACUUCAUUAAUUAACCUAUCUUAUUAAAGAUAAUUAUAGUGCAUUCACCGCAAAAACUUGGUUGUAUUAAAAACUAUUUAGAUUAACAUAUGUAUGUGUAGAUACUAGGCGCUCGGUCUGUAGGUUGAUUCGGAUUUGAACAUAGGUUUUAAAAACCGAAUCAACCUACAGAACGAGCGCCUUGAUAAUUUACUAUAUAAAUUAUAAGUUAUUAUCUAGACACUAGAUCCUAGAGUGAACGUGCAUGAUUUCGUUAAUGGCCGUUCACAGGUACGACUCCUCUAGUAAGUGGGAAGAUAAAAGCGUCUCUGUAUAGUUGCAUACAAUUUGCCUGGCCAAUCAUACCAUAACACGAACUUACCGAUACAACAUCUCGAGAAAGAGAACACACAAAGAAAUAAUGUAAACGAGGUUGCUAGUAUGUAAGCAGUUGUGUAAAGACGCAUUAAAUUUUUAAUUGCGGUAUUAUAGUUGAUCAUAACAUAAUGAAUUUUAGAAAGCACUAUAUAAUAUUUACUAGGGGAAUUCAAAAUAAAAAAUGUCUUUAUAACCAAUUAUAGGUAAUAUAUUCGUAUAUAAUUAAAAUACAUUAAUUUAUUGCACCUAAUUUAAAUAAUAAUAAUUAAAUUUCUAUAUAAAAAUAUUUUGUUUCUCUUACAACAAGAAUUUAUACUUACAAUAAAAACAUAAAUUUCACAUUACAUUACAAUGUAGGUUGUUUGUAUGAAAGGUCUAAUAAAAGUUGUGUAUAUAUAUAUGCAAAGUUGGUACAAAUUGAAAUUUGUACUUAUUGAACCUUACAUACAAAUUUGAUGCUUUAAGAAAUCUACAUUGAGGUAUAAUAUAGUAUAAUAAUGAAAAUGGCAUAAAACAGUCUAAAAUUCAGCAACAGCAUUUAUGAAACGGUAUAAAUUGGGAAUAUAUUGUGAUAUUCAUAGAUAUAAAAAAAAAAUACAUUUUUACAACACGUAAUUCAUGGUCAUCCGUCAUUCGAGUGUUAGACGUGUGGUUUCAGUUUCAAUGUGGUAUCAUAAGUAUUCUCGAUCUUCCUUGAGGAAAAUGGUUUAGCUAGGUUUAGGUCACUAUUGCUAAAGUUGGAUUUGGGAUUGCUAAACCUUUUGUUAUAUCCAGAAUUUGUAUAUAUUUCGUACUUAGAAUAUUAUUUACAUGACAUUUUUUUUGUUUAUCACUUAAAAAAUACAACAACAACAAUCUUACUUUAAUAAUCAACAUAAAUAAACUAAUUGGUCACUUAAAAAUAAUUGCAAUGCAAUUAAUGCUCUAUAGUGAUAUACAUAUAUAGAUAUAUUCACUAUAGAAUAUAACAACCUGCAGGCUGACUACUGACUGUGGUAUACUAUACUCACAUACCUUCACGAAUGCUAUCCCAGAUGGGGUGUUUUGAGUCAUUGUCAACUAUCGACGUCGUGAUGAGCAGAACAUUUGACAUGCCCAUGUUUUGAUCUUGACCUUCGGGGUUUUACUGCUCGAAUUGGAAUUCUAGUAAAAAUCUGGGCCACUACGCUAGAAUUGGUAUCAAUUUGACUUUGUAAGGUAUAUUUUACGGAUAGGAUAUGUAACUAUGUGUAUAGUUCAUUUAUAUUUAUGCAUUUUUAAUUGAUUUUUUGUGA
This is a messenger RNA of Achroia grisella, 7573 nucleotides long. It is a transcript of the gene dtr, whose product is annotated as golgin subfamily A member 4. The coding region runs from base 52 to 5670 and encodes 1872 amino acids. The transcript is spliced from 17 exons. Lineage: Eukaryota; Metazoa; Arthropoda; Insecta; Lepidoptera; Pyralidae. Gene Ontology annotation, molecular function: protein binding. The record is from RefSeq and is a predicted model, not a curated record.